GGCAAACGUAAAGUUGCUGUAAAAGUGACAGUUGAUUCUCUUCAUUCUUUUUGAAGGGAUAGGGCGGAGCUAAGUCGCCGCAAUCAAAAAGCCUCCAUGAAGCAUCACUAUCGCCGCCACUGCCACCAAGUCAUAACCGUUAACCGCCGCCACUAUGCCACCAAAUACAUAGCCAAAAUAACCUCAACUUCCCCAAGCGGCCGCAUCCUCUCCGCCGAAGUCUUCACUCCUAUCCUCCCCGCCGACUCCCGCGGCUACCCAAUCCCACGCCACCACCUCAUCUGUAAAGCCACACAUAUUCUUACCAAAUCCCCAUCCGAUCCUUUCCUCGAUCUCUCCCAAUACCUGUCCUCCCUCUCCCCAACGCUCACCACCACCGAAGCCUCCCUCAUUCUCAAAUCCCUAAACUGCUCUUCGCUCGCCUUAAGGUUCUUCCACUUUUGCCCCUCCCUUUGCCCCAAUUUCCGCCACGACCCUUUCACCUACGCGCGUCUCUUCCUCAUUCUGUCCAAAUCAUUGCGCCCCGACCGCUUCGACACCGUCCGGUCACUCCUCCACGACAUGGAGAAAUCCGGCACUCGUGGCAACAUCUCCAUCAUCAAUAUCCUCAUCGGAUUUUUUGGAAACACUGAGGAUUUGGACACUUGUAAAAUGCUAGUGAAGAAAUGGGAGUUGAAGAUGAACGCUUAUACUUAUAAGUGCCUGGUUCAAGCUUACUUAAGGUCACGCGACUCCGGGAAGGCGUUUUCGGUUUAUGAGGAGAUGAAGAGGAAAGGCUAUAAAUUGGAUGUGUUUGGUUAUAACAUGUUGUUGGAUGCUUUGGCAAAGGAUGAAAAGGUUGAUGAGGCAUACAUGGUUUUUGAAGACAUGAGACGAAAGCAUUGUGAGCCUGAUGAGUACACAUAUACAAUUAUGAUCAGAUUGACUGGAAAACUUGGUAGAUGUGAUGAAUCACUGAAAUUUUUUGAUGAAAUGAUAUCGAAAGGCUGUUCUCUUAAUUUAAUUGCUUAUAAUACAAUAAUUCAGGCACUAGCCAAUGGGCGGAUGGUUGACAAGGUUAUUAGCCUCUUCUCUAAAAUGGUGGGGAAAGGUUGUCGGCCCAAUGAAUUUACAUACAGUGUCAUUCUAAACGUUCUGGUUGCAGAAGGGCGGCUUAAUAAACUAGAUGAAGUUAUUGAAGUAUCAAAGAAAUAUAUGAGUAAGUCAAUAUAUGCAUAUCUUGUAAGGACGCUGAGUAAGCUGGGUCAUGCAAGUGAGGCUCACCGGUUAUUUUGCAACAUGUGGAACUUCCACGAUAAGGGAGACAAGGAUGCUUAUGUGUCAAUGUUGGAAAGCCUGUGUAGUGCGGGUAAAACAACUGAGGCUCUGGACCUGCUAAGUAAGAUUCAUGAAAAGGGAAUAAAUACUGAUACGGGCAUGUAUAACACAGUGAUUUCAACACUUGGUAGGUUAAAGCAAAUAUCCCAUCUUCAUGACCUUUAUGAAAAGAUGAAACAGCAUGGCCCUUCGCCUGACAUAUUUACGUAUAAUAUUCUAAUCUCCAGCUUUGGAAGGGCUGGAAAAGUUGAUGAGGCUAUCGAAAUCUUUGAAGAACUUGAGAAAAGCGAUUGUAAACCUGAUAUUGUAUCUUAUAAUUCUUUGAUCAAUUGCCUUGGGAAAAACGGUAAUCUUGAUGAAGCUCACAUAAGAUUCAAGGAGAUGCAAGAGAGAGGAUUAAAUCCUGAUGUUGUAACAUACAGCACACUCAUUGAGUGCUUUGGCAAAACAGAUAAAGUUGAGAUGGCUUGCACAUUAUUUGAUGAAAUGCUUGCUGAAGGCUGCUAUCCUAACAUUGUGACAUACAACAUUUUGCUCGACUGUCUCGAGAAAAGUGGGAGGACUGCCGAAGCAGUGGAUCUCUAUGCAAAGCUUAAGCAGCAGGGGUUAACACCUGAUUCAAUUACAUAUGCGGUGCUUGAACGGCUGCAAAGUGGUCCACGGAAGAAAUUCAAAGUUCGCAGGCAAAAUCCCAUUACUGGUUGGAUUGUUAGCCCUCUGAGAUGAUGGUGAUGAUUAAAUUUUCAAUGCAUGACUACAAAAGGUUACACAUAAAUUUAACCACUGUUCAUUUGGUUAGCUAAUUUGAGGUUUUUUUUCCACCUUAUAAACCCCUUUAUGAGUCAGAAUUGAGAAAAAGGUUUCUAGAGCUGACCCUAAGUAGUUACAUAUCAAGGCUAGGGUGAGUUGAGUUGUGUGCUUAGCUGGUUGGUCGGAGAAGCUCCUUAAGGGAUGUAUCUGGUUUAGAUAAUAUUGUUACAGAGUAUCUAAUUGGUUCUCAGUACAUUGUGGAUUACUUUCAUAGAUAAAGUACAAUAGGGCACAAGGGGAGAAGAUUUUGCUUAUUUUGGCUCCUACUAUGCUUGUUGGUUUGCUGCUAAGCUAGUGACAGCAGGGGAGGGCCUUAAUGAUGACACAAGCAUUUCUAUCGGAAAUAAGGAGCCUGCAAGCUUUGAGCCUGCUAGAAACCUUCUCUGAUGAUAUAUCAAGGUUCAUAAUGCAUUUGGCUUCUUAGAAUGCUCUUCCCCUCCCCUCCCUGACCUUUUUCUUUGGAUAAGCACUGUAUCUGUUCUCAAUCUGUACCAUAUCUGUUUAUUUGCAGAUACUUUUGAAUCUGUGCCCCUUCCAAUUUUAUUAAAGGCUGGCAUUCUGAAUAACACUUACAUAUUGCAAUGAAGUUGUAGGAUAGGGUCUUGGAGAUCCCCCCUUUGCAAUCCGAAUUAUCUUUCUUCUGGUGUUGUUCAAAAAUAUUCUUCGUUCUCAAUUUUAUAUAGUGAAAAUAAUAAAAUUUACUUAUCUCCCUUUUUCCUCAUUGUUCUUUUGUUAGGGCCAUAUCCAAUGCAUCUAGGUUUAGCCCAUGAAUUCAUGAUGCAUGGUUGCAUGGCAUAUAUAGCUUAUUAAAACGUGUAUAGACCAUUAGCAUUGAUCAUUUUAUUGUUCAUAUUUAAUAUCAAACAUGUUUUAUGUGGGUGCCUUUAUGAAAUAUUGGAACUUCAGCAGAAUAUUGUGGUUUGCAAGAACUGUUGACAAGUGAUGAUUUUCGUUUUGUGAUAAAAUGGAGAAAAUUAAGAUAGGCUCUUUUCUCCUCAUGGACAGUUAGUUACUUAUCAUCGAAAGCAGGCUAUUAAGAUUCAUUCCUCAAUAUUUAGCGGUGAAAUUUAGUUAUCCAGUGCAUGCACUGCAUCCUUGUGCUAGCUUUCUAACGCAA
This is a messenger RNA of Theobroma umbraticum, 3244 nucleotides long. It is a transcript of the gene ABO5, whose product is annotated as ABA Overly-Sensitive 5. The record is from RefSeq and is a predicted model, not a curated record. NCBI's taxonomy places the organism in Eukaryota, Viridiplantae, Streptophyta, Magnoliopsida, Malvales, Malvaceae. Gene Ontology annotation, molecular function: protein binding.